This is a messenger RNA of Dufourea novaeangliae, 3966 nucleotides long. RefSeq names its product protein lingerer (gene lig). Bases 189 to 3632 code for a protein of 1147 amino acids. Gene Ontology annotation, cellular component: nucleus; cytoplasm. The transcript has 15 exons. Gene Ontology annotation, molecular function: protein binding. The record is from RefSeq and is a predicted model, not a curated record. NCBI's taxonomy places the organism in Eukaryota, Metazoa, Arthropoda, Insecta, Hymenoptera, Halictidae.
UUCGUUGUUUUUUUCGUGGUUUUUCGCGCGCCACGGCCGAAAAAGCCGAGGCGUCGUGAAUUUCGCUAGUUUCUGACUCCGAACGUGUCCUCUGAAUACGCAAACAACGUUUAUAAUAACUACUGUAAAUAGAGAGUGUAUAUAGUGUGAUAGGUGAGUGAUAUAGGUGUGUGGGAUUUUAGUUGGCAAUGAGUUCAAGCAACAAAUCGGUGUCCUCCGGUGGGAAAGGCACCAACAAAAACAAAUCUUCACAACAGCAUGGGAAAUCGGAUCAUCAUCAAACUAAAUCAUCAGAUUCAAUGAAACAUGAAAAAGCACAGCCAAACACUGUGCAGACAUGGCAUGCACAAAUCAUUGACACUAGAAUGGGUAGUGGCGAAGAUCCCAAUCUGAAGGAAUGUAUAAAGCAGGUCAUGGACAUGACCAGACGCUCGGAAGAUGAGGUUGUCAUGGCUUUGCAUGAUAGUGAUGGAGAUUUAGAUCGUGCUGUUAAUGAUCUUUUGGAAGGAGUGAAAACAGAAUGGGAAGUGAAAAAGAAAAAGCUUCGUCAACCCGGUGGUUCUAAGCAAAAUAUGGACGUUUCCGGUGGUCAGGACGAAGGUGGUGAUUGGGAUGAAAGACGUAAUCAGCGAGGGGGUGGACCUCCCCGUAUGCGAGGUCGUGCUAAUCAUGACAAUCGUGGAUGGCGCGGCAGAGAAAAUAAAGAGAACGAAAGAAACAUGGAGGAUGGUGUUCGUGAUGGCAGCUAUAGUGGUAACAGAAGAGGAAGAGGUGGUCCAGGAAGACCCGGUCGAGGAGGAAGAGGAGGAGGAAGAGGACUUGGUCCAAGAACAUUUGCCAGUCGUAAUGACCCAUCUUCAACUUCGUCGCCUCACAAUUUUAAUCGAUCGAUUGAUACAUGGACAGGUAAUGAUGAACAACAACAGGCUGUUCAGGAACCAAAGAUGGAUGCAUGGAAUAAUUUGGAUUCUACAGAAGACUGGGACAAUGAAGAAUACACAGGUUCGCUGGCAGACACGAAAGUCUUUACACCAAGUACAUCUGUAGUGGAACCUACACCCUCUAUAGAAGAACCAAAAUCUCAAGAUCUUCCAUCGGUGCAGACUAAUCAGAACGUAAAUUUGGCAUUAAUACAACAAGAAGAACUACCUAAAUUAUCGGAAAUACCACAGAUACAACAGCAGUCUUUGAUUCAACAGUCUCAACAGCAACAACCUGUACUGAAUUUACCGACGAUGCAGCUUUCGCAGCAACCAAAUGCUAUGACUGGCGGAGUAUUAACAGCAGCACAGACUCAGUAUUUAACUCAACUUACUCAACAAACAAGUGAAAACUUAAAAGCGGCUGGACAAACAGCAUUCUCGUCAUCGAUAUCUAAUCAGCCUCAAAGACAGACGAAACAACGUCCACGAGUGCCACCACCAUCAAAGAUCCCAUCCAGUGCUGUAGAAAUGCCCGGCGAUGCCGUGAAUAGUGGUAUCGGUUUUCUGGACGUACAAUUCGGCGCCUUAGAAUUCGGUAGCGAUUCAGGUUCUCUUGAUGGCGCUGCAAAUGAAAAAUUAAAUUCAGCAAGUAAUGCAAUUACAAAUGUGGAUGUGACUUCUACUACCAAUACUGUAAACACUGCCAAUACAAAUAAUUCUUUGGACAUCGAAACAACCCAAACUUCAACAACACCUUUCAACACUACUUCUCAAAUGUUAUCGAAUAGUGACAAUUUACCAGUGUCGAGUGAACAUUCAAUAAAUGCUCAAAGCUUUACUACUCGCGGUAGCAGUACUGGACAAACAUUAGAUAUAACUAAACAAGAUUAUACAUCGCAAGUCUCACCUGGAAAUGCCCCAUCAUAUGGUACGACGACAGCUUACCAAUCUCAAAAGUCAACGUUUCAAACACCUAAUGCAACGCCAAGCACCUACAAUGCAUACUCCACGAAUGCUCAGUCUGCUCAGUCGUCUUUCCAAACUGCGUCAGGCACUAGUGCUAACAGUUACUCGACGACGGCGACUGUUUCACAAGCAAGUUACAAUUCUUCAUCAUCGUUCCCUCAAUCCAAUACAUCAACUUUCAGUCAAGCUUCGCCUUCCACACCAGCAUCUGCAACAUCUGGUUAUAACCAACCAACAACUACCAACCAGGUGUAUCAAUCCGCAACAGGAUAUGUACCUACUACGACGUCACAAUACCAAGCACAGUCUGUAGCGACAAAUACUCUGUCAAACAGUAGUACAGGGUAUCAAACAAGUGGGUAUCAAGGAUCGUCUUCGUUUCAGUCGACGCCACAAGCAUACCAACCAUCUGCUACAACGUUUACAUCACCUAUUACACAAACUUCUGGAACUUACCAAAGUGCAGCACAAUCUGUGUACGCAAGUGCGUAUGGCACAUACGCUAGCCAACCACAAACGGCGUCUCACAAUCAUAAAUUGAACAGUAAUACGACAAAAGAUUCUCAGUAUGAUAGUAACACGACGACAUCCAACAGUUCUCUUGCGACUACAACGGCACCUACGUUGGGUCUGAGCUCCGCCUCCGUAAAUAGUUCACAAACUAAAGUAACUAAUUCAAACGCGGUACCGAAAAGUACAUCGAGUGGUGUAGUAACGGGUAGUAGUGGAAGUGGAAAUAUGACAGGUGGUGGUGCAGCUGGCAGCAUGACACCAAUGCUAGGUCAUCAAUAUAUUAUGGGCCAAGGUGUACCUUACGCGUUCCAGCAACCAAUGUACAGUUACGAGGAAUUGCAGCUUAUGCAACAAAGAAUACCACACAUGCCAACUACUGGUUACUAUGACGCGGCUUUGGGCUAUCAGACAACCGGCCCAGCUACCAGUCUCGGUGGAGGACGAGGAGAUGCACUUUCCGGUGUACAAGGUGUCCAAGGAGUACAGAGUGUACAAGGACCCUAUACCAGUAUUAAUGACGCCAGGUUCGCCAGAAACGACAGCAAUGCGUCUCCAGUUCCGUCUACUAUGUCGCAACAGACCGCUACACAGCAUCAGCAACCGAUGAUGAAUCCUACUCUACCUCCAACAUAUGCAUAUUUUGCAUAUGGCAGUGGAAUAAUGCCAGGUGCUUUUCCAUACGGAACUCCUGCCGCCAUUUAUCCUCAGAUAGCUGCUGCUGGUAAUGCGGGUACAAAUAGUGGUGCAUACAGCACUAAACCAGGAAGUUACGGGUCUGGAUACGGAGCUGGUGCAAGUUACGAUGCACUAGCAUCUGCAGGUCCUUCUGCGGAAUAUAAAGGUGCAGGGAGCAGUUAUACCAGUACACAAACUGGUAAAACCGGAACAUCUACCGGAAAUACUAAUACUGGUGGAUCCUCUGCAACCGACAUAAGUGCAACUAUGUACCCAAAGAGUCACGUGGCGCUUAGUAAAGUAAAUUCCUACGACAAACAAACUUUUCAUUCGGCAACUCCUCCGCCAUUUAGCCUUACUGGAAAUCAAAACGCAGGUUUGCCUGGAGCGUACGGAACACCGCAUUUGUUUAUCCCAACUAUGCCUCAUCAAUUGCACCAACCACUUCAUCAAGAUGGUGGUAGCAGCACAGGCCAAAGGUCCAAUACAAGUUCCCAAAAUAAAGCCCAGGCAAAGCCUGGAUAUAGUCCUAGUUAUUGGACUGGAAGCAAUUAAAGAAUUUUGAAUUGCGCAAACGAAAAGAGAGGAAGGAACACCAUUUUAGACAAGAUACAACUUCGCCAUUGUGAUACACGGUGGUGUGAAAUAUGGACAUUAACAGAAAUGACAUAAAGGGACAUAAGACAAGACUUUUUUUUUUGGUGAAACUAAUGAUCCUGGUACGACACGAGUUACUAUAAAAUGUAUGAUGAACCUUAAAAAUGUGGAAGGAUUAAGCAAUUUUUUUAUCAAUUAUGUUUACCAGGGUGGAAUAUUUCUUUUUGCAUAAAUCUCGUACAGCGAUUAGUUAAAGAGAAACAGAGUUACACCCCUUUUUUAAAUUAGUCUU